UAAUAGUCAUAGUAUAGUAGGCCUUUGUUAUACAAAAUCAUACUAUAGUGCUUUAUAAAAUGUCAUGAAAAAGCCUUAGUAUAUUGUUUCAUAAAAAGCCAGAAUAUAGUAUGUCAAAAGAUGUCAUCAUUUUCUUUAAAAUAUAGUAUUGUUUUUAAAAAAGGAGUAAUUAAAGAUUCAUAGUAUAGGGUCAUAAAUAGUCAAAGCAGAGAAUGUCAUGGAAAAGUCACAGUAGAGUAUGUCACAAUAGUAUGUCAUAAAGAUAGUGAAUACUAUGUACAGUAACCCUUAUUUACUGUCAGUGGAGCAGUUUGAUUCUCUGAUAUAAAUAAUACUACUUAUGCAAAGAGACAGAGCUGGCUGCAUCAGGGUGAAUAUGAGUCUCACCCUUAACCUGGUAGACAUUAGGACCCAGGGAGGAUUGGGCUCUGGGAAGGGGGACAGUAGAGUGUGUGUCUAUUUGAAAGCAAAAAAAAAAAAGAAAAGAAAAGAAAAACACAAUCACACACAAUACAAUGUGUGACAGUCACUGCCAUACACAGCACAGGACAGGAAUGAGAGUGUUAUUGGAGGAUGGGGUGAAGAGAGAGGAAGCAUCAUUUAUCAUGAAAGGUCCUCAUGGAAUCAAUAUUUCUUUAACUGGAUGUUUACCUCUGGACCUCUGUAGCCUCUCUACAGAAUAACUGAACCUCAGACACUGAGUGCUCUGGAUCUGAUUAUUUGGAUUUACAGUUGGAGGACUGACAUUUUACUUUUUGGAGAAAAAUAAAAUAAUUGAAGCUGGUUCAGGCCUACUCUAUCUAAACAUGUGGGAUCUCAAUUGGAGCUUUGUAAAUUCAAACACCUGGUUAACCUGUUUGGUCUGAACUGACACACAGAGUAGAUCAUGGGGACAUAUAAAGACAUCUGAAAUACAAAUGGAGGAUUUUGAAUGAAUAAUGGCAGAUAAGACUGGUCCCAUGAUAGCCUCUGUGCAGGUUCACUCACCAACUAAUCUCACCACGUCCCUAUGGGAGACCAAUCCUACAGUUCCUGCCGGUGUGAGCGUCGUCACAAGCUCCCAGUCUCAGAUCAAAGACCUUUUUGGGUUGUUCUGCAUGGUGACCCUUAACCUCAUUGCUUUGUUGGCCAACACUGGUGUGAUGGUGGCCAUUGCCCGUGCUCCUCACCUGAAGAGGUUCGCUUUCGUGUGCCACCUUUGUGCAGUGGACCUGCUGUGUGCCAUCCUCCUCAUGCCUUUGGGUAUCAUAUCCAGCUCAGCGUUUUUUGGCACUGUGGUGUUUACUGUUCUGGAGUGUCAGGUUUACAUUUUUCUCAACGUUUUCCUCAUCUGUCUCUCCAUUCUAACGAUCACAGCCAUCAGUGUGGAGCGUUACUUCUACAUCGUACACCCCAUGCGCUAUGAAGUCAAGAUGACCAUCAACCUCGCCAUUGGUGUCAUGCUUUUAAUCUGGGUCAAGUCAGUCCUCUUAGCUUUGAUCACGCUGUUUGGAUGGCCAGCUUAUGGACAUCAGAGCUCUAUUGCUGCAGCUCACUGCUCUCUUCAUGCGAGCCACAGUCGUCUAAGAAGUGUAUUCGCUGUGUUCUUCGGUGUGGUUUGUUUCCUGGUUCCUGCAGUGGUUAUCUUUGCUGUUUACUGUUCCGUGUACAAGGUAGCUCGUUCUGCAGCCCUGCAGCAAGUCCCUGCUGUGCCAACGUGGGCAAAUGAAAGCCUUGCUAAGAACCGCUCAGACUCUAUCAACAGCCAGACCACCAUGAUCACUACCACCCGUACUCUGCCACAAAGACUAUCUCCAGAAAGGGCCUUCAGUGGAGGAAAGGCUGCCCUUACUUUGGUGUUCAUUGUGGGUCAGUUCUUUGUUUGUUGGUUGCCCUACUUCAUCUUCCACCUGCAAAUGUCCCUGACUGGCUCCAUGCACAGCCCCGGAGAUUUAGAGGAGGCAGUCACCUGGCUGGCCUACUCCUCCUUUGCAGUCAACCCGUUCUUCUACGGCCUUUUGAACAGGCAGAUCAGAGAAGAACUGGUAAAGUUCCGGCGCUGCUGCUUGACCCAGCCGGCGGAGUUUGGGACAUCCAGCCAUGAGGGCUCCCUUCAGGAGAACUUCCUCCAGUUCAUCCAGAGAAACACCAGCACAGCUGAAACCACAUCCAGCACUGCCAACUCCCGUCCCAGAAACACUAUGGAUCCGGGCAUAAAGAUCCCUGGACAAAUACCUGAGGAGCACGCUUAGACACGGACCAAAUGAGUUAUGGACCACAGUGCUAAAAUGUAGACCGUGUCAGUUAUUUUUGUAAGCGGGUCAUUUCUUCCUAACGAAUAGGUUCACAUCACAAGUCUAUCUUAAAACAAUACUGACAUGCCCAUGUGUACAUUGAAAUGAUUAUUGGUCACGUAAAUCAUUUCUCCUACGUAGACUGGCCACAAAGAGAUUCCUUCUUUUAGUGUGACGGAGGACAAAAUCUUUGUUCUUUGCAAAAAUCCACACUUGAUUUGAAUAACUCAGCUUUCUUUCUUUUUUGUUAUUGUUGCAUGAAACAUGAACUGCGGAUUUUGUCUGCCAUCAUUUACAUUACAACUGCUUUAAGGGAUCUCUCAGUUGCCAAUGAGGACAAUUGGAACAAUUGCAGCAACCAAUAAUUUGUUCAAUCCGUAUACGGACAUAUCAGUAUUGUUUUAAGAUGGACUUGAGCAAAUGUGACGCUAUACUUUAAAUACUGUACAUUUUGCCUAUUACUAUACGUCAAGGUACUAUGGUUGUAAGAAAUAUUGAAAUAGUGAUAAAUGUCCCCCUGUGCAUAUUUUCCAUUCAUAUUACAAUUGACCUGAUUUUAAUGUUCAUAGAAAAUGCUAGUUUAUAAAUGUGAAACGGUCAUGAUAGAUAUUUUUAAUGUUUAACUGUAUGUAAUUAGGAGCAAUUUGCAUUCCAUACAAACAUGAGUUGGUUCCACUGUAUUUUGCAUGUAAAUAACUCCGUAUAUUCAAACAGGGUCUGAGUCUGUUGAAUUCAGUCAAGCACUGGAGGUAAAUGUAGCCCUGCAGUGGAAUAACUAACACGGUGGCCUGCGCUGUGUGACAAGCUCCCAUGAAGCUGACGGACAACAACUCAGAGUUCCCGUGUGCAGCAGAUAUGCUAAAAGACAGUGAAUGUCAUCUGCCGCUGUCGUCAUGGAAAUUGAGUGAGCCUGUGACUCACAUAGCAACAAGCACCUUUAGACUGGAUGUGCUUUAACUUUUAACAUCUGAUUGAUUGAUCUACUAAUGCUGUCUUGUGCCUGCUUGUCACACGCAGACUGAGUAUGCGAUGUCUAUAUGUUGAGAAGGGCUAUAAUAGUGGUAUGGAUACGGUGAGGCAGACACGGUGAAUUUACAAUGGAAAUCACUACUGGACAUUGAUAAUGCUCAGAGAGUGGUAACAAAGUGCUGUUUUAUGGCCUUUGCUGUUUGCAUUAGUCUUUCACAAACAGCGGUCAUGGCAAAUAAAGAACAAGGUGGUCAAAGCAAAUAACUGCAAACACCAUUUUGCUGUAUGGCUGUAACUAACUGGAGUGUACACCGCUCUUACAGAACUGCGGUUGCGUACUUAAUACUUUGCGGUGAAUCCUGCUCUCGCUCUCUCACCAGGAUGUGUGUACAUAAACUGACACACAACACGGAAACAUGCUGUGAGCAUUUUGUAUCAAUACAUGUGUUUGUUUCUC
Anarrhichthys ocellatus (wolf-eel) is the source of this 3699-nucleotide messenger RNA. It is a transcript of the gene gpr61l, whose product is annotated as G protein-coupled receptor 61-like. NCBI's taxonomy places the organism in Eukaryota, Metazoa, Chordata, Actinopteri, Perciformes, Anarhichadidae. The coding region runs from base 939 to 2231 and encodes 430 amino acids. Gene Ontology annotation, cellular component: endosome; plasma membrane; signaling receptor complex. The record is from RefSeq and is a predicted model, not a curated record. Gene Ontology annotation, biological process: G protein-coupled receptor signaling pathway. The transcript is spliced from 2 exons. Gene Ontology annotation, molecular function: G protein-coupled receptor activity.